This is a messenger RNA of Anopheles cruzii, 465 nucleotides long. RefSeq lists its product as uncharacterized. The transcript is spliced from 2 exons. NCBI's taxonomy places the organism in Eukaryota, Metazoa, Arthropoda, Insecta, Diptera, Culicidae. Gene Ontology annotation, molecular function: GTP binding; GTPase activity. The record is from RefSeq and is a predicted model, not a curated record. The coding region runs from base 72 to 452 and encodes 126 amino acids.
UAAACCAACCUUGGGAACCACUGCUCAGAACGGAGGCCGCCUCACCGUAUCGCCGUCGUCCGUAUGGCGUAAUGUCGGGCACUGCUAAGUACCCCAGCCAACCAACUGUACAAAGAGAACACAAGCUUGUCAUGGUGGAACUGGACAACGCCGACAAGACGACCAUUCUGUACCAGUUUCUGAUGAACGAGGUGGUUCACACGAGCGAUCGGAUCGAACGUGGAACGUACCUUUUCGCAGUUUACCAGAUGACCAGUGGCCACUUCGUAAACCGCUUACCGGUGACGGGUGUCCAUUUGCCUCGUUUCUCAUUUGCCGUGCCGAAUAACGUUUUCGUAACGUGCACCACGCAGCUGUCAAAAGUUCAUAGUCACAACUGGUUGUUUGUUCUUUUAACGCGCCUCGCAGAUCGUGUGGAAGAAUAUCCACUUUUUGGUGUUUGUAACCAAUAGAUUGUAAAGCAAU